AUGGUGAACUCUAUCGAUACCGUACCUCCUACUAUACCUACCGGUCAAAUCUUCGACUGGGUACUGGUAAAUGUAGAUCCUCCCUUCAUCACUUUGAAUAAGAACGUUACGCUGAACAGUGCAUAUGUGCCUCUUUCUGCAAAAGAUAUCCAUGGGAUGGAAAAUGAACUCUUCGAAUUUGUCUUGGAAAAAGAAAAUGUUAUGUGUCGGUGGUCCCAAGUCCCAAGUCCCAAGUCCCAAGUCCCAAGUCCCAAGUCCCAAGUCCCAAGUCCCAAGUCCCAAGUCCCAAGUCCCAAGUCCCAAGUCCCAAGUCCCAAGUCCCAAGUCCCAAGUCCCAAGUCCCAAGUCCCAAGUCCCAAGUCCCAAGUCCCAAGUCCCAGAAUUCCCAAGUCCCAAGUCCCAAGUCCCAAGUCCCAGAGUCCCAAGUCCCAAGUCCCAGGUCCAGAGUCCCCGUCCCCAGUCCCAGUCCCAGUCCCGGUCCCCAGUCCCAGUCCCCAGUCCCAGUCCCCCAGUCCCAGUCCCCAGUCCCAGUCCCAGUCCCAGUCCCAGUCCCAGUCCAGUCCCCAGUCCCAGUCCCAGUCCCAGUCCCAGUCCCCGGUCCCCAGUCCCAGUCCCCAGUCCCCAGUCAGUCCCCAGUCCAGUCCACAGUCCCAGUCCCAGUCCCAGUCCCGGUCCCAGUCCCCAGUCCCAGUCCCCAGUCCCAGUCCCAGUCCCCAGUCCCAGUCUGGUCAGUCCCAGUCCCGGUCCCCAGUCCCAGUCACAGUCCCAGUCCCCAGUCCCAGUCCCAGUCCCAGUCCCAGUCCCAGUCCCCAGUCCCAGUCCCCAGUCCCCAGUCCCAGUCCCCAGUCCCAGUCCCCAGUCCCAGUCCCCAGUCCCAGUCCCCAGUCCCAGUCCCCAGUCCCAGUCCCCAAGUCCCAGUCCCAAGUCCCAGUCCCCAGUCCCCAGUCCCCAGUCCCAGUCCCCAGUCAGUCCCAGUCCCAGUCCCAGUCCCAGUCCCAAGAGUCCCAGUCCCCAGUCCCCAGUCCCAAAGUCAGUCCCAAGUCCCAGUCCCAAGUCCAGUCCCAAGUCCCAGUCCCAAGUCCCAGUCCCAAGUCCCAGUCCCAAGUCCCAGUCCAAGUCCCAGUCCCAAGUCCCAGUCCCAAGUCCCAGUCCCAAGUCCCAGUCCCCAAGUCCCAGUCCCAGUCCCAGUCCCAAGUCCCAGUUAAGUCCCAGUCCCAAGUCCCGGUCCCAAGUCCCAGUCCCAAGUCCCAAGUCCCAAGUCCCAAGUCCCAAGUCCCAGUCCCAAGUCCCAGUCCCAAGUCCCAGUCCCAGUCCCAGUCCCAAGUCCCAGUCCCAAGUCCAGUCCCAAGUCCCAGUCCAAGUCCCAGUCCCAAGUCCCAGUCCCAAGUCCAGUCCCAAGUCCCAGUCCCAAGUCCCAGUCCCAAGUCCCAGUCCCCAGUCCCCAGUCCCAAGUCCCAGUCCCAAGUCCCAGUCCCAAGUCCCAGUCCCAAGUCCCAGUCCCAAGUCCCAGUCCCAAGUCCCAGUCCCAAGUCCCAGUCCCAAGUCCCGGUCCCAGUCCCAAGUCCAGUCCCAAGUCCCAGUCCCAAGUCCCAGUCCAAGUCCCAGUCCCAAGUCCCAGUCCCAAGUCCCAGUCCCAAGUCCAGUCCCAAGUCCCAGUCCCAGGUCAGUCCAGUCCCAAGUCCCAGUCCCAAGUCCCAGUCCCAGUCAGUCCCAGGUCAGUCCCCGGUCAGUCCCAGUCCCACAGUCCCAGUUCCCCAGUCCAGUCCCCAGUCCCAGUCCCCAGUCCCAGUCCCCAGUCCCAGUCCCCAGUCCCAGUCCCCAAGUCCCAGUCCCCAGUCCCAGUCCCCAGUCCCCAGUCCCCAGUCAGUCCCCAGUCCCAGUCCCCAGUCCAGUCCCAGUCCCAGUCCCAAGUCCCAGUCCCCAGUCCCAGUCAAGUCCCAGUCCCAAGUCCCAGUCCCAAGUCAGUCCCAAGUCCCCGGUCAGUCCCAGUCCCAGUCCCAAGUCCCGGUCAGUCCCGGUCCAAGUCCCAGUCCCAAGUCCCAGUCCCAGAGUCCCAGUCCCAGGUCCAGUCCCAAGUCCCAGUCCCAAGUCCCAGUCCCAAGUCCCAGUCCCAAGUCCCAAGUCCCAAGUCCCAGUCCCAAGUCCCAGUCCCAGAGUCCCAGUCCCAAGUCCCAGUCGGUCAGUCCCAAGUCCCAGUCCCAAGUCCCAGUCCCAAGUCCCAGUCCCAGUGCAGUCCCAAGUCCCAGUCCCAAGUCCCAGUCCCAAGUCCCAGUCCCAGGUCAGUCCCCGAGUCCCAGUCAGAGUGCAGAGUCCCAGUCCCAGAGUCCCAGUCCCAAGUCCCAGUCCCAAAUUUGUCCCAAGUCCAGUCCCAAGUCCCAGUCCCAGUCCCAAGUCCCAGUCCCAAGUCCCAGUCCCAAGUCCCAGUCCCAAGUCCAGUCCAAGUCCAGUCCCAAGUCCCAAGUCCCAGUCCCAAGUCCCAGAGUCCCAGUCCCAAGUCCAAUAGAGUAUUAUGUAGCUAACACAAAGAUGAACGAGAAGAUUGAUAUGUUCAUAAAUCUUGAAGAAGGAAUGUUUGAUGCAAUUAUAGGACACAUAAGAAAAUUAUCUCACAAAGAACAUUUAUUCUCUGUGACAGAUUCAUGGCUAAUAGACUUUAUAAUUGGUUGUAAAGCUACGAAAUAUAACAGAAACCCAAUGAGAUUACUUAAUGCUUAUAGCAGCAUAAUAGAGCAUUUGGUAAUGAUCAUUUUCACUCUUGCGGUUACUACGUCUUACUGGAAAAUGAGUAAAAUCGAGAAAAAUUCAAAGAAACUGAGCUUCAUUGAGAGUAUGCUGUUUACAUUUCAAUUAGCAAUAGGUGUCAGCGUCAAACUUCCCAAACAUCAUUUAUUACGAAUUAUAGCAUUCUCCUUUAUUGGUUACGAGUUUUUCACCAUCACGUAUUAUCAAACGAAUUGGAUAAGUUUUCUCACCUACCAACCAAAAGUCUUCAUACUGCACGAAUCCAGCUUUCUACACGACGACAACCAUCAAAGAAGCUUGAACACCUACCUGAAACAAAUCCAAGAUAAUUCAGAAAAUAGCGAACAAGAAAACAACGAAGAUAUAAAAUUUUAUUCAAAAAUAAGCUUGUUUUACAAAUUAGAAAGCGUGCAAACUAGUAGUCUUAACUAUUUAUUAACACAAUUUUCUUAAAAAGAAGAUCUUGAUUACUCAAGAUAUUUCAAUUAUUCACUCGAUUGA
Sitophilus oryzae (rice weevil) is the source of this 3243-nucleotide messenger RNA. RefSeq names its product cell surface glycoprotein 1-like. The record is from RefSeq and is a predicted model, not a curated record. The transcript has 7 exons. Lineage: Eukaryota; Metazoa; Arthropoda; Insecta; Coleoptera; Curculionidae.